AUGCAUAGCAGGGAUCCUGCUCACACUACACUGGACCAGCAGGAAUCCUGCUCACACUACACUGGACCAGCAGGGAUCCUGCUCACACUACACUGGACCUGCAGGGAUCCUGCUCACACUACACUGGACCAGCAGGGAUCCUGCUCACACUACACUGGACCAGCAGGGAUCCUGCUCACACUACACUGGACCAGCAGGGAUCCUGCUCACACUACACUGGACCAGCAGGGAUCCUGCUCACACUACACAGGACCAGCAGGGAUCCUGCUUACACUACACUGGACCUGCAGGGAUCCUGCUCACACUACACUGGACCUGCAGGGAUCCUGCUCACACUACACUGGACCUGCAGGGAUCCUGCUCACACUACAUUGGACCAGCAGGAACCCUGCUCACACUACACUGGACCUGCAGGGAUCCUGCUCACACUACACUGGACCUGCAGGGAUCCUGCUCACAUUACACUGGACCAGCAGGAAUCCUGCUCACACUACACUGGACCUGCAGGGAUCCUGUUCACACUACACUGGACCAGCAGGGAUCCUGCUCACAGUACACUGGACCAGCAGGGAUCCUGCUCACACUACUCUGGACCAGCAGGGAUCCUGCUCACACUACUCUGGACCUGCAGGGAUCCUGCUCACACUACACUGGACCAGCAGGGAUCCUGCUCACACUACACUGGACCAGCAGGGAUCCUGCUCACACUACACUGGACCUGCAGGGAUCCUGCUCACACUACACUGGACCUGCAGGGAUCCUGCUCACACUACACUGGACCAGCAGGGAUCCUGCUCACACUACACUGGACCAGCAGGGAUCCUGCUCACACUACGCUGGACCUGCAGGGAUCCUGCUCACACUACACUGGACCAGCAGGGAUCCUGCUCACACUACACUGGACCAGCAGGGAUCCUGCUCACACUACACUGGACUAGCAGGAAUCCUGCUCACACUACACUGGGCCUGCAGGGAUCCUGCUCACACUACACUGGGCCAGCAGGGAUCCUGCUCACACUACACUGGACCAGCAGGAAUCCUGCUCACACUACACUGGGCCUGCAGGGAUCCUGCUCACACUACACUGGGCCAGCAGGGAUCCUGCUCACACUACACUGGGCCAGCAGGGAUCCUGCUCACACUACACAGAACCUGCAGGAAUCCUGCUCACACUACACUGGACCAGCAGGGAUCCUGCUCACACUACACUGGACCAGCAGGGAUCCUGCUCACACUACACUGGACCAGCAGGGAUCCUGCUCACACUACACGGGACCACCAGGAAUGAUGCUCACACUACACUGGACCAGCAGGAACCCUGCUCACACUACACUGGACCUGCAGGGAUCCUGCUCACACUACACUGGACCUGCAGGAAUCCUGCUCACACUACACUGGACCAGCAGGGAUCCUGCUCACACUACACUAGGCGAGCAGGGAAUGUAA
Pelobates fuscus (common spadefoot toad) is the source of this 1446-nucleotide messenger RNA. RefSeq names its product putative protein CRIPAK. The transcript has a single exon. The record is from RefSeq and is a predicted model, not a curated record. The coding region runs from base 1 to 1446 and encodes 481 amino acids. Lineage: Eukaryota; Metazoa; Chordata; Amphibia; Anura; Pelobatidae.